AUGAGUGGCUGCUCUGCAGAAACCUCCAUUGCUGGCUUACUGGGGGAAAACAACGAUCAGCAAGCCAGGAAUACUGGCGCCGAAGCCAGGGGGAGGGAAUACAGGCGCAGAGGCCAGAGGGAGGGAAUACAGGCGCAGAGGCCAGAGGGAGGGAAUACGGACGCAGAGGCCAGAGGGAGGGAAUACGGGCGCCGAGGCCAGAGGGAGGGAAUACGGGCGCCGAGGCCAGAGAAGGAAUACGGGCGUCAGGGCGCCGAGGCCAGAGGGAGGGAAUACGGGCGCCGAGGGCAGAGGGAGGGAAUACGGGCGCCGAGGGCAGAGGGAGGGAAUACGGGCGCCGAGGGCAGAGGGAGGGAAUACGGGCGCCGAGGGCAGAGGGAGGGAAUACGGGCGCCGAGGGCAGAGGGAGGGAAUACGGGCGCCGAGGGCAGAGGGAGGGAAUACGGGCGCCGAGGCCAGAGGGAGGGAAUAGGGGCGCCGAGGCCAGAGGGAGGGAAUACGGGCGCCGAGGCCAGAGGGAGGGAAUACGGGCGCCGAGGGCAGAGGGAGGGAAUACGGGCGCCGAGGGCAGAGGGAGGGAAUACGGGCGCCGAGGCCAGAGGGAGGGAAUACGGGCGCCAAGGCCACAGGGAGGCAAUAUGGGCGCUGAGGCCAGAGGAAGGGUAUUCAUGA
Molecule: messenger RNA, 672 nt
Organism: Nanorana parkeri
Lineage: Eukaryota; Metazoa; Chordata; Amphibia; Anura; Dicroglossidae
Product: octapeptide-repeat protein T2-like
Exons: 2
Coding region: 1-672 (223 amino acids)
Source: RefSeq, a predicted model, not a curated record